Coregonus sp. 'balchen' is the source of this 11004-nucleotide messenger RNA. Lineage: Eukaryota; Metazoa; Chordata; Actinopteri; Salmoniformes; Salmonidae. The record is from the annotation of a GenBank genome assembly.
ACCAUAUCUCCCAUCUGGAGCUGUACAUCAGUUCCAUGGAGAAACUGGCUGUGAAUUUCCGCUCCAAUGGAGAGAAGGAAGUGGCCUCUGCCUUCACGAAGUUUGCUGAAUUUUCCAAAGAGCUGCUGACGCCAAUAAAGAACUUGGUAAGAGAGAGAGAGUUGCUUUCGAGAGUAUGAAAAAACGAUCAAUUAGAAUGUGCUUCUGUUGUGUCUACCGGUCAAAAGCUUUAGAACACCUACUCAUUCAAGGGUUUUUCUCAUUGUAGAAUAAUAAUGAAGACAUCAAAACUAUGAAAUAAGACAUAAUGUAGUGACCAAAAAAGUGUUAAACAAAUCAAAAUAUAUUUUAUAUUUGAGAUUCUUCAAAUAGCCACCCUUUGCCUUGAUGACAGCUUUGCACACUCUUGGCAUUCUCUCAACCAGCUUCAUGGGGUAGUCACCUGGAAUGCAUUUCAAUUAACAGGUGUGCCUUCUUAAAAGUUCAUUUGUGGAAUUUCUUUCCUUAACGCGUUUGAGCCAAUCAGGUGUGUUGUGAGAAGGUAGGGGGGUAUACAGAAGAUAGCCCUAUUUGGUAAAAGACCAAGUCAAUAUUAUUAUUAUUACUUUAGGACAUGAAGGUCAGUCAAUAUGGAACAUUUCAAGAACUUUGAAAGUUUCUUCAAGUGCUGUUGCAAAAACCAUCAAGCGCUGUGAUGAAACUGGCUCUCAUGAGGACCGCCACAGGAAUGGAAGACCCAGAGUUACCAGCCUAGGAAAUUGCAGCCCAAAUAAAUGCUUCACAGAGUUCAAGGAACAGACACAUCUCAACAUCAACUGUUCAGAGGAGACUGCGUGAAUCAGGCCUUCAUGGUCGAAUUGCUGCAAACCACUACUAAAGGACACAAAUAAGAAGAAGAUACUUGCUUGGGCCAAGAAACACAAGCAAUGGACAUUAGACCGGUGGAAAUAUGUCCUUUCGUCUGGAGUCCAAAUUUGAGAUUUGUGUUUCCAACCGCUGUGUCUUUGUGAGACGCGGUGUGGGUGAACGGAUUAUCUCUGCAUGUGUAUUUCCCACCGUAAAGCAUGGAGGAGGAGGUGUUAUGGUGUGGGGGUGCUUUGCUGGUGAUACUUUCUGUGAUUUAUUUAGAAUUCAAGGCACACUUAACCAGCAUGGCCAUCCCAUCUGGUUUGGGUUUAGUGGGAUUCUCGUUUGUUUUUCAAUAGGACAAUGACCCAACACACCUCUAGGCUGUGUAAGGGCUAUUUGACCAAGAAGGAGUGAUUGAGUGCUGCAUCAGAUGACCUGGCCUCCACAAUCCCCCGACCUCAACCAAGUUGAGAUGGUUUGGGAUGAGACGGACUGCAGAGUGAAGGAAAAGCAGCCAACAAGUGCUCAGCAUAUGUGGGAACUCCUUCAAGACUGUUGGAAAAGCCUUCCAGGUGAAGCUGGUUGAGAGAAUGCUAAGAGUGUGCAAAGCUGUCAUCAAGGCAAAGGGUGGCUAUUUGAAGAAUCUCAAAUAUAAAAUAUAUUUUGAUUUGUUUAACACUGUCUUGGUUACUACAUGAUUCCAUAUGUGUUUUGAUGUCUUCACUAUUAUUCUACAAUGUAGAAAAUAGUAAAAAAUAAAGAAAAACCCUUGAAUGAUUAGGUGUUCUAAGGCUUUUGACCGGUAGUGUACAUCAAAGCUCCUCAGUGACAGUCUGACAUUGUGCGUAUUGUAACCCACCACAACUGUGUGUCUUCCCUUCAGUUAAAGAGCAUGCUGCACAACAUCAACUUCUUCCUGGAUUCUCUAGUAAAAGGAGACCUGAAAGAGGUCAAAGGGGUAAGUCUAAAAUGUCAAAUAGCUGAUCUUGCCUCGCUCAAAUAUCUUUGUCGAAUUGCAUAUCUGUGAUGACCACUCUCUAAAAUCAUGCACAUUUUCUAUUCUCUUCUCCCUCAGGAUUUGAAAAAGCCGUUUGACAAAGCAUGGAGGGACUAUGAAAAUAAAUUGUGAGUGUACAUCUGCCCAACAGCUAAAUGGUCCUGGUGAGGGAACGUAAUGAUUUUACCUGGCUUUAAAAAUUUCACACCAGUGCCAAAUGAUGCAUUGCAUUCAUACUUCCAACAGUCAACUGAAAUAAUGCUGCUUUUUUUUAUUCUGUAUAGCUGUUUUAAUUAAUCAGAAACAACCAGCUGGUUGAUUGCCAGGCCAAUGGGGUGGAGGGUAUUGUUUUGAUUUGUGGUGCAAGAGUUAUUGUUCAUGUCACAAAUUUGGUCCAAGAGACAGAAGUUAUAUCCUCACAUUCUCCACCAACAAUACGAAAUGGAUCUGUUCCUGUUUAAAUAAGGUUUUAAGUGUCAUAGCAACCAGCUUUGAAUUACUGUACACUGUGGGGCUGUUUUCAGUGGGGCAAUUUGUCCAUGGUGGGUUAGUCUGUGUGUCUGUUCCCAAUAACAGGGUCAGAGGCACAGCUGCCCUUGACACCACAUUCACAUCCCCUGUACUGGAAACAGUGGUUGAGCCGUGCAUCAUUUCAAUGAUUCUCUAUAUGCUUUUACUACAAGCCAUUCUUGUUCAAGCUCCCCACAGACUUGUUUUCCCCAAGGCCUGAAUCCAAUCUUGUGAUAUUCGAUGCGAAUGACCACAAAUACUGUAUUAAAAACAUUGACAGCCCAGCACCCUUUACAACGCAUACUAAGAAGCUCCUCCCUGAUCCUUAGAUAAUGAUUUACCAUUCAUAUUAUUUUUUUUGCGUUAAUAGUAGUCAUCAUGUGAAAUACAUUCAGUAUCCCUUAUCAAUAUCCCAUUCUUCCCUAUGGUAUGAUCGAAAACAUAUAGAAUAGCAAUUUUGUCCAAUUCUCUCAGCUGUAUGAAUCAACCAACCAUAAUGAGCGGUACCAGUGUGUUUAUCUCUGACUGACCUGAGAUGAACUAGUGUUAUAUUGUAUCCCUCAGCACCAAGAUCGAGAAGGAGAAGCGGGAGCUGGCCAAGCAGUACGGCAUGGUGCGCACAGAGGUGAGCGGGGGAGAGAUCGCAGAGGAGCUGGAGAAGGAGCGCAGGAUGUUCCAGCUACAGAUGUGUGAGGUGAGUGAGAUCUACUGUAUAGAGUGAUUCUUAUUCAAAUUCUAUGGGGGAGUUUCAAAGCUUUGACAUCUGAUUAACAGUUCUGGCUUAGAGCUUUGGCCAACAUUUGGGCCUCCUGAGAAUGGGGUGUUACCCUCAAGGUUUACCUCUUAUCCCGUAAUGACAUAGUUUUAGAGAUGAAACCUUUCUGAAUAGCUCCAAGGUCUUCCAUUGGAAUCUGUAGUUUCUCCGUUUAAAUCAUGAAUGAAUGACUUGUGAUAUUGCCUUUGUGUCUUUGUCCAUUCAGUGACGUGAAUGCACAGCCUUGCUUUUAAUGAUUGCUCGAUGGACACAUUGAUGAAUAACUCAACCAUAAAACCGUUUGCUUCUCCUCUAUGUGUUUCUUGUAGUACCUCAUCAAAGUGAACGAAAUCAAGACUAAGAAAGGUGUCGACCUGCUUCAGAAUCUCAUCAAGCACUAUCACUCCCAGUGCAAGUAAGGCAAUGUGGUCUCUGUCUAACUAAAAGUUAGGGGGAGAAAUGAACAUCUCAGCUAAACGUGAGUGUGUUUCUCUGUUGCUCUGAGGUUUACUGAGCGAAAGGAGAACCUUAGGUGGUAAAAACAAUGGGGGGAGUGGAGUCAUUGUUUACUGUACUGUAAGGACUGGAAAAUCCAAUAACUUUUUAAAGCAUAUGACUGGAUAUCUUAUUGAAAUAUGGAAAUAAUGCCCCUCCCACACACAUACUGUAUGACAGUGCUAGCCCUAAGUGUUUUAGAAAAUGCAUAACACUUUCAUGUUUUAUAUAGAUGAUGAUAUAAUAAAACAUGUAGGAGUGGAAUUGGGGAAAUUCAGGCUUAGACUCCAGAGGGUUGAUAAAAGCCGUAUUGAUGCAUUAUAUUGAGUAAAGGGUGAUUAUUAAAAAGUGCUUUUGAACAAGAUAAGUGCUUGCGAAAUGAGUUUACAUACAGUGGGGAAAAAAAGUAUUUAGUCAGCCACCAAUUGUGCAAGUUCUCCCACUUAAAAAGAUGAGAGAGGCCUGUAAUUUUCAUCAUAGGUACAUGUCAACUAUGACAGACAAAUUGAGAAAAAAAAAUCCAGAAAAUCACAUUGUAGGAUUUUUUAUGAAUGUAUUUGCAAAUUAUGGUGGAAAAUAAGUAUUUGGUCACCUACAAACAAGCAAGAUUUCUGGCUCUCACAGACCUGUAACUUCUUCUUUAAGAGGCUCCUCUGUCCUCCACUCGUUACCUGUAUUAAUGGCACCUGUUUGAACUUGUUAUCAGUAUAAAAGACACCUGUCCACAAUCUCAAACAGUCACACUCCAAACUCCACUAUGGCCAAGACCAAAGAGCUGUCAAAGGACACCAGAAACAACAUUGUAGACCUGCACCAGGCUGGGAAGACUGAAUCUGCAAUAGGUAUGCAGCUUGGUUUGAAGAAAUCAACUGUGGGAGCAAUUAUUAGGAAAUGGAAGACAUACAAGACCACUGAUAAUCUCCCUCGAUCUGGGGCUCCACGCAAGAUCUCACCCCGUGAGGUCAAAAUGAUCACAAGAACAGUGAGCAAAAAUUCCAGAACCACACGGGGGGACCUAGUGAAUGACCUGCAGAGAGCUGGGACCUAAGUAACAAAGCCUACCAUCAGUAACACACUACGCCGCCAGAGACUCAAAUCCUGCAGAGCCAGACGUGUCCCCCUGCUUAAGCCAGUACAUGUCCAGGCCCGUCUGAAGUUUGCUAGAGUGCAUUUGGAUGAUCCAGAAGACGAUUGGGAGAAUGUCAGAUGAAACCAAAAUAUAACUUUUUGGUAAAAACUCAACUCGUCGUGUUUGGAGGACAAAGAAUGCUGAGUUGCAUCCAAAGAACACCAUACCUACUGUGAAGAAUGGGGGUGGAAACAUCAUGCUUUGGGGCUGUUUUUCUGCAAAGGGACCAGGACGACUGAUCCGUGUAAAGGAAAGAAUGAAUGGGGCCAUGUAUCGUGAGAUUUUGAGUUAAAACCUCCUUCCAUCAGCAAGGGCAUUGAAGGUGAAACAUGGCUGGGUCUUUCAGCAUGACAAUGAUCCCAAACACACCGCCCGGGCAACGAAGGAGUGGCUUCGUAAGAAGCAUUUCAAGGUCCUGGAGUGGCCUAGCCAGUCUCCAGAUCUCAACCCCGUAGAAAAUCUUUGGAGGGAGUUGAAAGUCUGUGUUGCCCAGCGACAGCCCCAAAACAUCACUGCUCUAGAGGAGAUCUGUAUGGAGGAAUGGGCCAAAAUACCAGCAACAGUGUGUGAAAACCUUGUGAAGACUUACAGAAAACGUUUGACCUGUGUCAUUGCCAACAAAGGGUAUACAACAAAGUAUUGAGAAAGUUUUGUUAUUGACCAAAUACUUAUUUUCCACCAUAAUUUGCAAAUAAAUUCAUAAAAAAUCCUACAAUGUGAUUUUCUGGAAUUUUUUUUCUCAUUUUGUCUGUCAUAGUUGACGUGUACCUAUGAUGAAAAUUACAGGCCUCUCUCAUCUUUUUAUGUGGGAGAACUUGCACAAUUGGUGGCUGACUAAAUACUUUUUUUCCCCACUGUAAUUGUAAAGUGGUUAUCCCACUGGCUAUAGGGUGAACGCACCAAUUUGUGAGUCGCUCUGGCUAAGAGCGUCUGCUAAAUGAUGUUAAUGUGCCCUUGAGCAAGGCACUUAACCCUAAUUGCUCCUGUAAGUCGCUCUGGUUAAGAGCGUCUGCUAAAUGACUAAAAUGUAAAUGUAAAUGUAAUGGUUGCGGUUUUAGAUUUGCCUGAGGGUCAUGCAGUAGCAGUUUGACGGCAUGAUCAUAUACAGAUAACCAGAUGAGAACCAGCCUAUUAUAGAAGUCAUUUUCAUCUUUCAGUAGAGCUCCAAUUGCGUGUGCCAAAGACAUCAGAUGUUAAACACAAUAUCCCCUGUGACUGACUGCCCCCUCCCCUCUAUGGCCACCAUGCACCAUCAUAUGUGAAAAGAGUCAGGAAACAUGCUAGCCCAUCCUGCAACACACCCAAACACUCACUCACUCACUCAGUCUCACGCACCUUCUGCUUCUAAUGCGGCAAUAAACUGAUAUUUCCUUUUGUCAGUUUCUUUCAGGAGUGCCUGGUGGCCACCGAGAAGCUCAAGCAGUAUAUUGAUGAGCUCACAGGAACGCUGGGCACUGUGAGUGACAUUCCACAAUGUCUGUGUGUCUGAUUCGUUUCAUUGAACCUUUAUUUAAGUAGGGAGUAUGCUGAGACCACGGUCUCUUUCACAAAUGAGCCCUUCACAUUCUGGUGUUCGAUCAAAUGGCAACUUGAAAAGGUGACAUUCACCACAAACUCCACCUACUGCAGUCUCAGAAUGAGCUCCUCAAACCAGCAGCCAUUUGCAAUCACCUGUGGUUUUGCUUUUCUGUUGCAACCAUCCCCCACACAACUGAUUGAUUGAUUUCAGUUUUAAUACAAAACCGCCUUGAACAAAUGUAAUGAUUCUCUCCAGAAACCAGAUACUAAAUGUAGUCUGAACUGUUAAAUGUUUUAUUCCUGUCAUCAGUAGUCAGUGACUGUCCUCUCUCCCAGCUGUUGGGUUCCAUUAAGAUUCUAUUGAGAUAAACAGCCCACGCUGUUAGCCAUUAGCCUUGUGCUCACAACUAGAGUAGAUGGAGAUAAUCAGCUCAGUUAGCCUCGAACCGCUACAGCUCUAUUCAGAGAGCCAUCCACAGCUGCCCUAUGGGCAGCAAACUUACACAUGUGCCUGAAGCGGGUCAUCUGCAUUCUGAACACUCUCCCCACCCUACAGCUCACACAGGCAGCACAGCCUUUGAUCAACAACCGACUGGAUCAAAUCCAUCAGAGUAGACACUGCACAAUGGGUGUUCAUAUAAAGCAUAGUGAUCCAGUAAACAACCAAAUGUGCUCCGUUUAUGACUUCCCUAUCCUGCAGAGUGCACGGUGAAGGGCUAUGAGGACUUUUGCUGUCGGAACACCUGUAUUGGCGGAUUGCCUUGUGCUGAAUUACAAAUGUUUUACCCCUAGUCUCUAGCUCCUACCCCCUAAACACUGCUGUAGACCUGAAACGUUUGGAUAGGUUUAAGCAAUGAGUUGAUUUCAUAAAUGUUCACAACCAGUGGGUAUUAAAGGGAGAUUUAUAUGCUCCACAUUUCUGCAAUGCUGAGUCAAUAGCAAUCUAAUGUUCAACGAUACUAUUAAAAUUGAGAUUGUGUGAAUGGCUGCGUUAAGACAUCAAAAUCAAUUUGUGCGACCUGGAAUGUGUUUGGAGGGAAAGGAUGCGAGGGGUGAGUGGAGUAUGUGUGGGUGUGUUUGUGUGUGUUGGGAGGUGAUGAUGAGGGUAUUAUUGAAUGUGCUCUCUCUGUCCAGAUCAAACACAGACAGGACGAGGAGAAGAGACAACUCUGCUCUCUCAGAGACCAGCUCCGGCCCUCACUGCAGCCUGAGCUCAAAGAGGUGAGGACACACACACAAACACACACACACACACACACACAGGUUUGAUUGAAAUUCAAAAUGUGCCUGUCUAUGUUCAAAAUUUGACAUUUUAGUUUUUUUUAAGAGUAAAAUAUAUUUUUGAAAUACUUCUUGAGUAAAGCAUUUCUCUUCCAUGCUCAUAUGGGGUGAGUAACAUCUCACUAAAUGUGGAUGAUGUAAUUCAUUAUAGUGAAGUAUUAACAUUGUGGUUUUAUUUCAAUCCUGCAAAUCGUUCAGUCAAGGAGAGUAAGUUGAAUUUGAUAUGCUUGAUAUGUACGGUACUUGCAUGUGAUUAAAAAAUAAAGUUAUAACAAUAAAGCUGUAAAUACAGUGCAUUCGGAAAGUAUUCAGACCCCUUGACCUUUUCCACAUUUUGUUACGUUACAGCCUUAUUCUAAAAUGUAUUGAAUUGUUUCCCCCCCCCCCCUCAUUAAUCUACACACAAUACCCCAUAAUGACAAAGCAAAAACAGGUGUUUAGACAUUUAUGCAAAUUUAUAAAUAAAAAAACGGAAAUAUGACAUUUACCUAAGUAUUCAGACCCUUUUACUCAGUACUUUGUUGAAGCACUUUUGGCAGCGAUUACAGCCUCGAGUCUUCUUGGGUAUGACGCUACAAGCUUGGCACACCUGUAUUUGGGGAGUUUCUCCCAUUUUUCUCUGCAGAUCCUCUCAAGUCAGGUUGGAUGGGGAGUGUUGCUGCACAGCUAUUUUCAGGUCUCUCCAGAGAUGUUCGAUCGGGUUCAAGUCCAGGCUCUGGCUGGGCCACUCAAGGACAUUCAGAGACUUGUCCCGAAGCCACUCCUGCGUUGUCUUGGCUCUGUGCUUUGGGUCGUUGUCCUGUUGGAAGGUGAACCAGACUGAGGUCCUGAGCGCUCUGGAGCAGGAGCUCUCUGUACUUUCUCCGUUCAUCUUUCCCUCAAUCCUGACUAGUCUCCCAGUCCCUGCCGCUGAAAAACAUCUCCACAGCAUGAUGCUGCCACCACCAUGCUUCACCGUAGGGAUAGUGCCAGUUUUCCUCCAGACGUGAUGUUUUGCAUUGAGACCAAAUAAUUCAAUCUUGGUUUCAUCAGACCAGAGAAUUUUGUUUCUCAUGGUCGGAGAGUCUUUAGGUGCCUUUUGGCAAACUCCUAGUGGGCUGUCAUGUGCAUUUUACUGAGGAGUGGCUUCCAUCUGGGCACUGUACCAAAAAGGCCUGAUUGGUGGAGUGCUGCAGAGAUGGUUGUCCUUCUGGAAGUUUUAUCCCAUCUCCACACAGGAACUCCGGAGCUCUGUCAGUGACCAUCGGGUUCCUCCUUACCAAGGCCCUUCUCCCCCGAUUGCUCAGUUUGGCCGGGUGGCCAGCUCUAUGAAGAGUCUUGGUAGUUCCUGAAAUUCUUCCAUUGAAGAAUGAUGGAUGCCACUGUGUUCUUGGGGACCUUCAAUGCUGCAGAAUUUUUUUGGUACCCUUCCCCAGAUCUGUGCCUUGACACAAUCCUGUCUCUGAGUUCUACGGACAAAUCCUUCGACCUCAUGGCUUGGUCUUUGCUCAGACAUGCACUGUCAGCUGUGGGACCUUAUAUAGACAGGUGUGUGCCGUUCCAAAUCAUGUCCAAACAAUUGAAUUUACCACAGGUGGACUCCAAUCAAGUUGUAGAAACGUUUCAAGGAUGAUCAAUGGAAACAGGAUGCACCUGAGCUCAAUUUCGAGUCUCAUAGCAAAUGGUCUGAAUGUUUGUGUAAAUAAGGUAUUUCUGUUUAAUUUUUUUUAUAAAUGUGCAAACAUUUCUAAAAACCUGUUUUUGCUUUGUCAUUUGUAUUUGUUUGUAUUAAUUAGGGAUCCCCAUUAGCUGCUGCCAAGUGCUCCCCCCCUCUGGUAGCAUGUCUUGUGGGGUAUGCAUGGGUGUCCAAGCUGUGUGCCAGUAUUCCAGCUCGGUACAUUCAGCUUGUCCACACCUCUUACAAAACAAGCAGUGAUGAAGUCAAUCUCUCUUCCACUCUGAGCCAGGAGAGACUGACAUGCAUGUCAUUAAUGUUAGCUCUCCAUUUACUUUUAAGGGCCAGCCGUGCUGCCCUGUUUUGAGCCAACUGCAAUUUUCCCAAGUCCCUCUUUGUGGCACCUGACCACACUACUGCGACAAAACUAGGGCCUGUAGGACCUGCCUUGUUGAUAGUGUUGUUAAGAAGGCAGAGCAGCGCUUAAUUAUGGACAUACUUCUCCCCAUCUUAGCUACUGUUGUGUCAAUAUGCUUUGACCAUGACAGUCUACAAUCCAGGGUUACUCCAAGCAGUUUAGACACCUCAACUUGCUCAAUUUCCACAUUAUUCAUUACGAGAUGUAGUUGAGGUUUAGGGUUUAGUGAAUGAAUUGACCCAAAUACAAUGCUUUACGUUUCGGAAAUAUUCAGGACUAACUUAUUCCUUGCCACCGAUUCCGAAACUAACUGCAACUCUUUGUUAAGUGUUGUAGUUAUUUCAGUUGCUGUAGUAGCUGAUGUGUAUAGUGUUGAGUCAUCCGCAUACAUAGAUACACUGGUUUUACUCAAGUGGCAUGUCGUUAGUAAAGAUGAAAAAAGCAAGGGGCCUAGACAGCUGCCCUGGGGAAUUCCUGAUUGUACCUGGAUUAUGUUUGAUUGUCACUAUGGGGUAUUUUGUGUAGAUUGAUGAGAAAAAAUAUAUAUUUUGUCCAUUUUAGAACAAGGCUGUAACGUAACAAAAUGUGGAAAAGUAAUGGGGUCUGAAUACUUUUCCUGUGGUGGUUCUAUUCAGUCCUUGUGCAGCAAGCAAAAUGUUUUACAUUCAAGGGCUAUUUGUAAUUUUUAUAAAUCACCCUUUUUAGAAACUUUUGUAUAGUAUGUGUCAUGAUGUUAUGGCUGCUCUUCAUGGUAUUUGACAAGAAGAGCUUGUCUGUCUGACCUACCACACAUUUCUCUGCUACUACUGUACUUGCAUGCAUACGUUAAUUGCAUGCUUACGUUAAUCUGUCUUGUUUGUGACAUCAUAUUUCUGCUUUCCGUGUCCAUCUCACUGCUUGAGUCACAGGAUCUAGAAAUCGCAAGUUGACUCAUGAUCUGUUCAUGUGGAAUAUGAAAGGGAUAAACGGUGACGUUCUGUACAUUAUAGAAAAUAAUGGACGACGUGGUAGGGAAUCUUGUAAAUUACCUCUAUCUCUUUGUCAAACCCAGGACUCCUUGAGCAAGCAGACAUUCUACAGCAUGCACCAGCUGGAAGGCAACAAAUAUUAUGGCACAGAGAAAGCGGGAUACCUCUACAAGAGAAGUGACGGGUAUGAACACUUUAUCUGUGUGAAAGUCAUUAUCCCAAGCAGAAUUGUCAUACCUGCAAGUUAAAUCCUAUUUACACUAGACGGAUGUAGUAUUAUUAUGUUCAUAGUGAGAAUUUCAUUUGAGCUUCCAUACAGUUACAUCACAGUACCUCAGUCAGUUUGGAGGCUGAAAGAGGUGCUGGCAUUGUUUUCACCCUUGGUGUUUGUCCCCCGCAGGUUGAGAAAGAUGUGGCAGAAGAGGAAUUGC